Anopheles coluzzii is the source of this 18199-nucleotide messenger RNA. RefSeq names its product trithorax group protein osa (gene osa). Gene Ontology annotation, biological process: positive regulation of DNA-templated transcription; regulation of transcription by RNA polymerase II; chromatin remodeling. Gene Ontology annotation, cellular component: nucleoplasm; brahma complex; SWI/SNF complex. The record is from RefSeq and is a predicted model, not a curated record. The coding region runs from base 2671 to 12726 and encodes 3351 amino acids. Gene Ontology annotation, molecular function: nucleosome binding; DNA binding. NCBI's taxonomy places the organism in Eukaryota, Metazoa, Arthropoda, Insecta, Diptera, Culicidae. The transcript has 19 exons.
UGUGCGUGUGUACGUUCCGAAAAUUGUUCAAAUCGAAGCACAAGCAACCAAGCAGCCAGAGAGAAGCGCAGACCAAGCGAAAAACGCGAACGCGGAGAUUUCCUUUCGGUCGUUUCGGGCAAAUUUGGACCGCUUUCCGUACGUGGACGGGCCGCAAAAGACGGUCCCGGAUCGGCGUAACCAUCGCGUGCAUCGAUUCGCUGUUAGUUUUAGCAUCCCCGGAGGGUUUUCAAUCUUGUACGGUCGGAAUCGGAAAAAAACAUCCAAGUAUUAUUCCCAACAAAGAGAGAAAGACGCUCGGUUUUCCCUGCACGGUGCAGGAGCACAAGGGCGCAUUGGUAGAGCGUUAGUUUAAACCGCGGUACGGAAGCCAAGACGGACACACCUGCCUGCGGGGGGGGGGAGUGACAGAGACCACGGUGUGGCCACGACACGGUCCACACGGUAAUGGCGUAAACCGGAGAAAAGUGGCCGUUUUUUUGUGAUCGUGUUGUGUACCACGGACAUUAAAUGCUGGCCGCCGCCCCUCGCUCUCCUCUACUCCCCGGUACAUGUGUGUAUGUGUGUGUGUGUGUAAGCGCCUGGUGGUGCUGUGCGGCCUGCUUCGUCUUGGGGCACACGCGCACCGGAGAUAUAUUUCCGUACAGAUCACGGCAGGCUGCGACAUUUUUCCUAGAUUUUGUAGUGUGGUGUACCGUUCGUUCGGUUAGGGGGGGAUUUUUUUUAGGGUUCUCGGGUCAUCUUUGUGCCGUGUGGCCAGUUUUUGUGAGGCCAGUCCCCAUUUCCGGCCCCCAAAAAGUACUGUGAGUGUGUUUGUGUGUGUGUGUGAGAGAGAGAGAGAGAGAGAGAGAGAGAGAGAGAGAGAGAGAGAGAGUAAAACGUGACCAAUGUGUGCCGAGUCGUGUAGAGAAGGUGCGUUUCAGUGCAAAGUGGUGUGUUUCUGCAAACUCAAACAAUUUCCCUUCGAAUGCUAAGUCGGAAAAGCGCAAAGAACGUGGACCCGCAACAGAAAGGUGAACGCAAGCAAGCAAGAAAGCAAUCAAGAAUAAUCAAGCCGGGAAGCUGUUAAUGACGAGGAACGAUUUGGUGCGGGGUAGACAGGGUACGCACACACACAAAAACACACAUGCACACAUACACACACAAAUGCUUGCAUCGAAAGGAAACCGAAACCGGCUUACAGAGCAGAGUGGUGGUGGUGGUGCUGCUGCUGUGGAUGUCGCCCCAUUGACGUCGUGGGAAAUGCUACCCCAUCGUUCCAUUUCACUUCCGUUGGGGUCUUGAGGUGUACUUUCCACACGCACUAGAAUGCCGGAUGUGCCAGCCGCGGACUGCUCGGAUCUUAUCUGCACUGAGCCGGGGGGAAUCGAAAUCGAAGCGAAUUCCGCCAACAGGGUCUCCCAGCAGGUCGGCAGAGGGCCACAACACGUCAAACGGAUCGUGCCUUCUUCCCAGCCUGACGAGCCCGCUGCAAUUCGAACCUUCCGUUGCCAUAUCGACAGCAUCCAUCACCAUAUCCGUGUCCAGCAAAUGGUGCGACUAGAAGAGAGGUUCUCCCCCGUCGCGUCGUGCGCCCUGUGUUUUACUGUGCAGAGAACCUUUUUCGCUGAAACAACCCUCCGCAGACACACCACCACCUGCCGCCUGACUGUCGCAAGGCAAGCAAAAAAAAAUGCAUCCGAGCAAUGGAUGCUCCUCGUAAGCAAAAGUGUGGUCUCUAAUCCGUGUUUGCGCGCGUGCGCGUUUGUGUGUGUGCGUCUAUAAUUCGCGUGCGUGUGUGUGAUAAUGCUCGACGCCGCCGCGUGUGUUUGUACGUCGUGUGUGCUACAGUAGAGGCAGCAUUAGAAGAAAAAGUAGAAGAAGAAGAAGCAGUAAUUGUCGCGUGAAAGUGUAAGUGUAUCGAAAUAUGUGCAAGUGUAGAGAGGAGAAUGUAAGUGAAAAAGUCGCAUAAUCGAUGUAGUAGCGUGUGUGUGUUUGUGUGGGAAAAAGUGAUCAAUUAAAGAAAAAAGAGAAAGAAAAGGUUAAGUAUUACUGGAAAAUUGUUUCUCCCGCCAAGUGUGUGUGUGUGUGCGCGCGCGCACCAAAUCUUCUCUCGUGAGUUGAAUGCGCUUAGUGUAUAUGUGCAUUUAUGCGUCGCUGUGGCGUGUGUGCACGCGUGUUCGCGUGUGUAUGUGUGUCAGAGUUUAGUGUAAUCGUGCGUGAGUGUGUGUAGCAGUAGUAGUACCGGAUCCGUCUCUGUGUGUACGAUUGUCAUGAAUAUUGUGUCGCGCACAGUCGUCGUCACCAUUGUUGUUUGCAAGUGAGAAAAAACGUUCUUGAAGAGCCUAAGGCGGCGGGCAGUGUAGUGUACGCAGGAGGAGGGGAAACAGGCGAAAAGUACGUCUCGCCGCUCCCCUUCCCCGCCCCGAUCGCAAUAUGUUGGAAUCGAACUCGCGCCGUGCGAGCAGAACAGUAGCGGCCGCCGAACAGCAGCAGCAGCAGCACCACCGCUAAGUGGGUGUUGCCGCGUCGUUUCACCGGAAACUCAAAUACAAACUCACCCCGCCCCGAGAACAACAUAACAAAACAAAUACUAAGGAGCCGAGCGCCAGCCGCCGGCUAGAGAAGGGAAUUCCUACGGCCCCGAAGCGCCCACAGAAGGGGAGAGGAGGAUCACAGCCGCCAGCAGAGAUGGGCGAUCCGAAGAACAAAAAUUCAGCGGCAGGUUCGGCCGGCGGAGCGGGAGGCGCAUCGUCGACGGCGGCUGCCUCCGGCACGACCACCACGACCACGUCGUCGGCGGCCGGACCGGUCACAACGCCGCAGCAGCAGCAGCAGCACCAUCAGCCGCCCUCGCAUCAUCCGCACGGGCCGCCGCAUCCACAUCACCACCAGCAGGGGCCGCCGCCGCCGCAUCAUCCGCACGGGCCUCCCCAUCCGCUGCACAUGCCGCCCCAUCCGCACCACCACCCGCACCACCAUCCGGGCGGACCGCCGGGGGCGGCCGGUGGGGAGCAUCAGCAGCCGCCACCACCGCCGGGGCAUGGGCCGCCACCUCCGCCCCACCACCCGUACGACCAUCACCAUCCCGGUGCGGGCGAUGCCCCGAACGGUGGCGGGGGUGCAUCCGGUGGCGGCAAGGAUGACGGACCGCCGCCACCGCCCCACCACGGGCACGGUGGGCCGCCGCCGCCGCCCAUGGGCCACCACCAUCAUCAGAUGCAGCAUCACGGGUACGGGCAGCCGCCGCCGCCGCCCAUGCAGCAUCAGCAGCAGUACGCGCCCCGCUACCACCACCACCAUCCGCACCAUCCGCACGAUCCGAACGUGCAGGGGCCGCCGCCGCCGCCCCCGGGCGCCGGCGCCCCGGACCCGUACGCGCACUAUCACCAUGCGCACCGUAUGAGUGCGGCGGCGGCCGCCGCUGCAGCCGCAGCAGCCGCCGCCGCCUCGUCCGGGGGUGGCGGAGGAGCGCCCGGCAGUGCAGGGCCGGGCGGGUCCGGUACGCCGCCGCCCCCCUCGCCACAGCAGCAUCCGGGCGGGAAGCCGGCGGCCGCGGCGGCCGCCGCAACUGCAGCCGCCGCCGCAGCAGCAGCCGCCACCGGCAGUCCGAUGCAUGGGCGGCACGGUCGCUACAUGUCUCAGCAGCCGACGGCAGCUGGUGCGGGCGGCGGUGCCGGCCAGCCACCGCCAGGCGGUGGAGCGGCAGCCGCCGGCCAGCCGCCCGGUGGACCGGCAGCCGCCGGCGGCCCGACGCCGACGCUCAACUCGCUGCUCCAGUCGCACCCGCCGCCGCCACCGGGCCAUCCGGGGGCGCCGCACCAUCGCUAUCCGCCCGGCGGGUACGAUCCGUCGGCCGGCUCGCCCCAGGGCCAGCAGCCGCCCGGUCCGGGUCAGCCGCCGGGUCCGCCGGGCGGUGGACCGCCGGGCCAGGGCCAGCCCGGUAUGCACCCGUACCACGGGGGACAUCAGCAGCAGGGCUGGGCGCCGCCACCCCGACCCUACAGUCCGCACUCGCAGCCGUAUCGGCCGCCGCCACCGGGUAAUACCGGACGAGGACAGUCACCAUAUCCGCCGGGGCCACCGGGCCAAGCGCCCGGCGGCGGCUACCCACCGCCGCAGCCACCCGCCGCCGGCCAGGGAUCGCAGCAGCCGCCCGGGCCCCCGCAGGCAGCCGGCGCUGGCCAGCCCGGCACCGGGGCCGGCGGCCCGCCCGGCCAGGGACCACCGCCGGCGGGUGGCCCUGGCGGGCCCGCGGGCGGAGCGCCCGGCCAGUCACCACAGCACCAUCCGCCCACCUCCCAGGGACCGCCCGCCAACGCGCAGUACACGCCCUACCAGCCGCAGCGCUACCCGACGCCCGGCGGUCCCAACGCACCGAACCAUCGCACCCCGUACCCUCCGCAUCAGUAUGAACCGGUCAGGUCGUGGCCAUCGCCAGCAGCUAGCCCGGGACCGGGUCCGGGCCACAUGCCUCCCUCACCACACGGACCACCGCAGAGUCCUGGGCAGCAGCAGCAACAGCAGCAGCACGGUGGCGGCCCCAGUCCGUCACCGCAGCCACCGCAGCCGGCUCCCUCACCACAUCAGGAUUCGACGGGUCAAAACAGUAAUGACAGCACGACGGGAGGUAGUGGCGGGCCCGGCAAUUCUGCAGGACCAACGGGCAUCCACGGUGCACCCGGCACACCGAACUCCUCCUCUUCGUCGUCGUCUCAGGGCAUGAGGCCAACGCCGUCGCCAACCGGUUCUGGUAGCGGGUCGCGUUCCAUGUCACCGGCAGUAGGCCAACAAAGUAUUUCGAUGCCUCCUCGUCCAUCCAGCAGUCACUCGCAAGCGCCAAACCAGCAACAGCAAGGACCGAACCAUCAGCACGGCGGCAGCAACAGCAAUCUCGUGCACGGUCAGCAGCAGCAGCAGCAGACGCAAGGACCACCGCCAGGAACACCGGAACACCACGCCCGUGUAGCCUCGCCUAAUCGUCCCCCGUCGGCUUCCGCCCAGCAACAGCAGCAACAACUUCCGCCAGUGUCGUCCGCUCCCGCGGGCGGCCCAGCGUUACCGCCGUCGUCGCAGGCAGGUGCCGCCGGAGGGUCGGCAGCAGCGGCCUCCGCGAUGGCCGCCCAAGGCUACCCGGCGCAACCGCCCCAUCCACCGCACAUGCACGGUGGCCCGUACAAGAUGGGCCCGGGUGGCCCAGGAGGCAUGCCGCCGGGUGGGCCCGGCCAGCAGAUGUCACCUUACCCGCCACCCCCGCACCAGCAGCCACCUCCGCAGUCGCAGCAGUAUUCACCACACUCGCCCGCGAGUUACUCGCCGCGUCCGCAAUACCCGGGAGCGUACGGCCCGUCGCCACCGGUGCCGGGGCCGCCGCCACCGCCCGGCACCCAGUCGGCCCAGGGUCCGCCCGGCAGCGGGGGUCCGCAACCGCCACACCCGCCGCCGCCCGGCGGCUAUCCGGGACAGCACCGGAUGCCGAACCACGUGGGUGCCGGGGGACCACCGCCACCGCCCCACUCGCAGUACCCUCCGCACCAGUAUCCGCACCAGCCGCCAAGCCCCUGGGGACCACCGCACACGCAGCAGGCCGGCGGCCCGGGUGGAGCCGGCGCGGGCCAUGUAAAUAAUCAUGUACAGCAAUCGCAACAGGGCCAGGGCGGGCCACCGACGCCCGGCGGUGCCGGCGGACCGCGGCAAGUCAAGGGAAUGCCGCCCGGUCCGCCGGGAGCUGGCGGCGUACAUCCGCAGUCGCCCCAGCAGCAGCAGCAGCAACACUCCCAACACCAUCAGCCACCGCCACCACAUCAUCAGCCGCACCAUCAGGCGCAUCAUCAGUCCCCGCACCAUCCGGGCGGCCAGUCCCAGCAGCCGCCGCCCCAGAGCGGUUCGCCCCAGCCGCUCAACUACCUGAAGCAGCACCUUCAGCACAAGGGCGCGUACAGUGGAGCGCCCAGCCCGACGCCACCGCCCGGCCAAGGGUACGGCAACGGGCCCGGAAUGCAUCCACCGAUGGGUCCGCCACACCACAUGGGCCCCCCGAUGGGGCUGCCGCCGCCACCGAACGCGAGCAGCAUGGGUCCGCCGCCACCGGCCGGCACACCACCGAACCAGUCACCGUCCGGUGCGGGCGGCAGUGGCGCCCUCGGACAUCCGCAGCACCCGUCGCAGCAGGACGGCGGGCAUCCGCCUUCGCCGCACGGGCAACAGCAGCAGCAGCAGCCUCCGUCGCAGCCCCAGCACCCCGGGCAGCAGCAGCAGUCGCAACAAUCGCAGCAGCAGCCUCCCCACUCACCCCACCAUCAUCCGCAUGGGCCACCGCCGCCGCCCCACCAGCAUCCGGGCCACCAUCCCGGUGCCGAUGUGCCGCCGCAGCCACCACACCACGGGCUGCUGGCGGGAGCGGGCCAGGACAACGGUAUUGGCAAUGCGGCAGGCGGGCCGGGAGCAGGAGGAGGAGCGGGUGGAGGUCCACACCAUCACCAUCAUCCCCAUCAUCAUCAUCCAGUUACCUCACUCGUUACGACGGGACCUGAUGGCGCUCCACUCGACGAAGCCAGUCAGCAGAGCACCUUAUCCAAUACCUCAGUAGCUUCCGGAGAAGAUCCCACGUGCUCGACGCCGAAAUCGCGGAAAAACGACCACUACAACCAAAGCCAUCUGACGAACACCAACACGCCGUCGUCGUCGAAUGCGUCGCCCGGACCGCACAACGCACACGAAGACUUUGAGCUCAACUCGUCCCCCACGUCCUGGCCGCGGACGCCAGCUAGUCCAGUAUUUAACAGUCACGUUCCUCCGACGCCGGAGACACCUUUUAGAUCCACUAAGCAGAAAUCGGACAGCUUGAACAAGCUGUACGAGAUGGACGACAAGCCGGACCGGCGCGUGUUUCUGGACAAGCUGCUGGCGUACAUGGACGAGCGAAGGACCCCGAUCACGGCCUGCCCGACGAUCUCGAAGACACCGUUGGAUCUGUACAAGCUGUACGUGUACGUGCAGGAGCGCGGCGGGUUUGUUGAGGUGUGUAAGGUUACCAAGAGCAAAACGUGGAAGGACAUCGCCGGCAUGCUCGGGAUUGGGGCGAGCAGCAGUGCCGCCUACACGCUGCGCAAGCACUACACCAAGAAUCUGCUGCCGUUUGAGUGCAAGUUCGACCGUGGCGGUAUCGAUCCGGGCCCGAUCAUUGCGCAGGUCGAAGCCGGUUCGAAGAAAAAGUCUGCCAAAACGACCUCCGUUCCAUCGCCGGGAUCAUCGAAUUCGCAAGAUUCGUUCCCAGCGCCCGGCAGCAGUAGUGCCUCGAUGGAUGGCUACGGACCGUACCCGGGCAGUGGCUAUCCGCCCGGCUCCACGCCGGACUAUGUGCAGCAGCAGCAGCAGCAGGGUGCUGCCGGUGGCCCACCGGGUGGUCCACCGACGCCCGGUGCCCCAGCGGGCCCGGGACAGCAACAGCCGCCACAGCCGCAGCAGAGGCCACCCUCGCAGCAAAGUGGCACCCAGUCUCCUCAUCUAGGUUCAGCACCGCCUGCCUCUGGCGAUAACAUUAGCGUGAGCAAUCCCUUUGAUGAUCCCGUGGGUCCACAGCGUCCCCCGUAUCAGCAGGGCGCUCCCUAUCCACCGGUUUCACGUCCCCAAGGUGCUCCUUACCAGGGACAGCCGGGUGGUUACGGGCAGUACGGUGCCCCAGAUCAGUACGGACCGGGGGCGGGCACACCGCCCGGCCAGUAUCCACCGCCGCCCGGCCAGCAGGGACAGUAUCCUCCAACGAAUCGGCCGCUGUACCCACCGUACGCACCACCGGAAGCCGGAGAAGGAUCUCUCUACAGAGGCACACCACCAUCGUCGGCGGCCCCCGGACCGCCAUCGGCAGCCGAUCCGUACCGGGGCUACGGCAGCUCACCCUACCCGCCGCCACCGCAGCAACGAGCGUACCCGCCGCAGCAGCAGCCAGUGGUCAGUGCGGCCCCCGGCGUUCCGCCCGCUGGUACGCCUCCGAUUCCGGGCCAAACGGGUGGUGCCGCCCAAGGGCAGGUGCCGCCGGGAGGAGGACCACCAUCUCAACAGCAGCAGCAACAGCAGCAGCAGCAGCAACCGCAGCAAGCGCCGCCUCCGCAGCAGCAACCGGGCGCCCAGGGCCAGCCGGGUGCACCGGGCGGAGGCUAUCCGGCACCGGUCGGUCAGCCAGGCGUGCCACAGUCGGCCGCCGACUACUACCGACAGCAGCAGGAACAGGCUCUUCCCUACCCACAGCCCAACCAGCCCCGGCGCCAUCCGGAUUUCGAAAAGAGCCAACAGCCCUAUCCUCCCUACCAGCAGCGGCCUCAGAUGUAUCCAGGUGGAUGGCAGGCAGGUCCUGGUGGACAAUACCGUGGUCAGUAUCCUCCGCAGAGCCCCCAGCAGCAGUGGGCGCACAAUGGUCCCCGGCCGAGCGGUCCGCCCGGUCCGCCCGGUGCUGGUGUCCCGCCCGGUGGUCCGCCCGGUGCUCCCGGUCAGUGGGGAGCGACCGCGGAUGUGAAUCGUUACCCUCCCAGCCAGCAACAGCCACCAUAUCCGACGCAUCAGCAGGGACAGCAGCAGCCCUGGAACCAGAUGCCACCGACGUCACAGAACUCACCGAUCCGGCCACCAAUGCGCGGUGGCAAACCGUACCCUCCGAUGGCAGGGGCCGGUGGUCCGGGUGUUCCGGCGCCGCCCGGCACGAUGCCGGGAAUGCCACCGGCUAGCAUCAACACACCUCCGCAACCGCCGGGCGUUGUCGGUGGUCCGCCAGGAGCGGCGCCAGGAGCCGCCGGUGGACCGGUCGUGCCCGUCAGUGGCGGUCCGCCCGUCGUUCCCUCCCCCGGCGGCGGCGUAGUAGUGCCCGGUAGCGGUGUUCCUUCCGUGGCUGGCAGUGUUGGCAGUGCCGCCGGCACGCCAGGAGCAACGCCAGUCCCGAACGCUUCGCCCGCGGUUGCCGUCAAAACGCAGCCAACGGUGCAGGGCGGCGGUGGCCAGGUGCAACAGGCCGGUCCGAACUUCCCGCCCGCCGGCAGCGGCGGUGUCCAGCAGAAGCGGGACAUCGUGUUCCCGUCGGACAGUGUGGAGGCGACCACGCCCGUACUGUACCGGAGAAAGCGCAUCACGAAGCUGGACAUCGGGCAGACCGAUGCGUGGCGGAUAUUCAUGGCCCUUCGGUCGGGGCUGCUGGUGGAGAGUACCUGGGCACUGGACGUGCUGAACAUCCUGCUGUUCGAUGACUCCUCCGUGGCUUACUUUGGCCUAGCGCAUCUGCCGGGGCUGCUGAAUCUGCUGCUCGAUCACUUCCAGAAGAGCUUGUGCGACAUGUUCGAGAGUGGCAAGCGGGAGGGCACAACCAAUCGGUUCAGCGUGGAGGGCUCCGAUCGGGCCGCUCUGCUCGACCAGAUGCGAGAUAUCGAUGAGGAAGGCGAGGAGGCGCAAAGGGAGGAAGAGGCGACGGGUAGGAAUAGAUCGUCGUCGAUCGCCGUAACCACUACCACUACCGAAACGACCAUCAAGCUAGAGCCAGCGUCACCGAUGAUGACAACGACGAUGACGACGACCACCACCACCACCAUGAUUAAGAAGGAGAAGCUCGAGAAUGGUUUACCAGAGGGGGGUGAUGCGUCGUUGCACCAUAACGGAACGCGCGAUGGUGGUGAUAGUAAAGCGGCCAGCAACGGCACCGGCGCGACGAUAGACAGGCGAAGAAGCGCCCAGUGCUAUGCGCGACGCAACAUCAAACGGUGCGACUCGAGCGUGGAGCUCGACCUGGGCGCGGUCAAGAACCCACCGAACCCGGAGGAGCGCACCCUGAUACUGACGUCGACCACGAACUACACGAUGACGUCGCGCAAGGGCCGCCCGGUGAAGAUCCAUCCGGCGGAGGACGACGUGUUUGUGCUCGACCACCGGCGCGACUGGGACCGGGCGUCCGACUACCAGUACCAGCGCGACACCGAGGUCGGGGGCGACCCGUGGACGGCCGGCCACACCGAUCCGGACCCGCACGACUACAUCAUGGAUACGUUCCGGGCCGAGUUUGUGAACAUUCCAUUUGCGAAGUACAUCAAAACCAGCGCCAAGUACGCCGAGGCCGCCAAGGCGAACGGUGGUCGGAACGGCAAGCGGAUAGCGGCGGCCAACAAUAAUAACAAUUGCAGCAGCAAUAACAACAACAACAACAACAGUGUAAAGUGUACAAGUAAAAACGAGCGCGAAGAGCCGCAGCAGGAGAACGCCGCGGUCGAGAAUAGUGCCGCCGCUGCGGCUACGACAGCGACGGUGAAAAACACGUCCGACGAAGCGCCGCCCACGUCGAUGGAGGUGGAGGAAGAGGAGGAGCUGCUCUCGCCGCCGAAGCGAAGGAAAGAGGACCCGCAUCUGUCGCCGGCCGCUACGCCGACGUUACGCACGCGCAAAGAUCACCACAUCGCCCGGCUGAUGAAUGGCGAGAGUGGCGAGGAGGAGGAGGGGCAAGCGAAGGAGAAGAGUGAUAGCGGCCUGGUGGACAAAGUAGUUAAGAACUGUAUAGUGAAGAAAGAGAAGGCAGCAGAGGAGAAGGAAGCGAGCGAGACGGGCGACAAAACGACUGCCGCCGGCACAAAGGGCGGCACCGCACCGGCCCCGUCGCCGAUGGAUGCGGACUGUCGGGAGAUCGACAUGGAGCUGGAAAAGUCCUCGACGCUGUCGAACGGGCCGCAGGAAGCGGGAGCGAAGGAUCACCGGGACGGCAGCGAGUCUCGAACGUCGACCACGCCCGACCCCGAACAGAAGAAGCUGCCGAAGGUGGAAGCAAAUCAGCCGCCACCGUCCCCGUCAGCUGCUUUAAAAUCCUCCGAAGAAAAGAUGGAUGUCGAUGAAGAGGCAGCAGCAGCAGGGGAGCAGCAGAAGGAGGAGGACAGUGCGACCACGACGUCGGCGGAGGUAGCGACGAAAGCGUUCGACAUUGCGGAAACGGUACGUGAUCCGGCGCGUGUGCUGAAGCGGCGCCGGAUGAGCGAUUACGAGGACGAGUGCUACACGCGGGACGAGGCGAGCCUGUACCUGGUGACCGAGGGUCAGGAUGCGCUUGCGCGGCGCUGCGUCGCCAUAUCGAACAUCCUGCGCAAUCUCACCUUCCUGCCGAACAACGAGACGGAGUUCUCGAAAUCGUCCCGCUUUCUGGCGAUACUGGGCAAGCUGCUGCUGCUCAACCACGAGCACCCGCUGCGCACGAAGAAGACGCGCAACUACGACCGCGAGGAGGAUGCCGACUUCUCCGACUCGUGCAGCAGCCUGCAGGGCGAGCACGAAUGGUGGUGGGACUUUUUGGUGCAGAUCCGGGAGAACAUGCUGGUGGCGACGGCCAACAUCUCCGGCCAGCUCGACCUGUCGCGCUUCGACGAACCGAUCUCGCGCCCGAUUCUGGACGGGCUGCUGCACUGGGCGGUGUGCCCAUCGGCCCACGGGCAGGAUCCGUUCCCGACGCUCGGUCCGAAUGCGGCCCUGUCGCCCCAGCGGCUCGCCCUCGAAGCCCUCUGCAAGCUGUGCGUGACGGAUGCGAACGUGGAUCUGGUCAUCGCGACGCCGCCCUUCUCGCGGCUGGAAAAGCUGUGCUCGGUGCUGACGCGCCACCUGUGCAAGAACGAGGACCAGGUGCUGCGCGAGUUUUCGGUGAACCUGCUGCACUAUCUGGCGGCGGCGGACAGCUCGAUGGCACGAACGGUGGCGCUACAGUCACCGUGCGUGUCCUAUCUCGUGGCGUUCAUCGAGCAGGCGGAACAGUCGGCGCUGGGCGUUGCCAACCAGCACGGCAUCAACUUCCUGCGCGACAACCCGGACUCGAUGGGCACCAGCCUGGACAUGCUGCGGAGGGCUGCCGGUACGCUGCUCCACCUAGCGAAGCAUCCGGACAACCGGCCGCUGUUCAUGCAGCAGGAGCAACGGCUGCUGGGGCUGGUGAUGAGCCACAUACUGGACCAGCAGGUGGCACUCAUCAUUUCCCGCGUGCUGUACCAGUGCUCCCGGGGGACGGGUCCGCUCACGACGAUGGAGAUCGAAUCGGGCGGCAAAGCAUUCACCGCCAGCAACUCGUCUUCUACUGGAGCAGCAGCAGCAGCAUCGGCUGCAAACUCCACCGCUUCGUCCGUGAUGGAAGCGAAAGGUGGAGCGACGGAUGCAAAGGCUCUGCUAUCUGCCUCCAGCAUGUCCACGAACGGUGGCAGCAUUGCCGGCGGUCCUUCCUCUCCGAGUGCGACGCAUGCAAGCAACAGCAGCGCGUCCACGCCGAACGGCGCCGCCAGUAAUGCGGUGACAGCUGCAACGAAUGGUCAGGCGGCAUCGGACGAGUUUGCUACGCCGUCGACGCCUUCGGCCACCAUUGCCGCUAACGAAAGCGCUGACAGUAAAGCUGCCUCCGCCAAUGCCUCCUCCCCAGCCGGACCGAGCUACGAGGAAUCCGGUGCAUCGUCGCCGACCACGCCUGCCGAACAUGGUGCAUCAUCGAUGGCAAACAUGGGCACUUCGUCGCCCGCAGGCAUCGGUACGGAGGUGGUAAACCCUAGCACGGGUUCAGCAGCCACAAACAACACCUCCAACAGUAACUGCAGUAACAGUAGCAGUAGUAACAGCAGCAGCAGCAGCAGCAGUAGUAGUAGUAGUGGUAAUACCGUUCCCACGAGUCCGUCAGCCGUUACAGCAGCAGCAGCAGCAACCUCCCCUGCCGCCAGUGUGGCUCCGUCUUCGCAACAUCCGAUAACCGCCUCGUCGUAGUGGAAGCGGAAUGUAUCUUACUGAAGCUCGAUAGUAGUGCUACACCAGCAGAAGCUGUAAUGCAUGUGGACGGUUAACGGUGGUACACGUACGGCUGUUAUCGUCAUGUAUAUCGAAGUUUAUAUAUAUACACACACACACUGACACAAAAAGUUAUUUAUAGUUACACAAACAAACACACACACAAACACAUAUAUGAAUAUAUAUAUUUAUAGGAAUAUAUAUUUAGCAAAAUGAAAUGGAACACACACACACGCACGCGUGGCGAUGUAUGAAGGGAAGAAUCAUUGGAUAUGAGCAAAACACAAGCAAAACACAUAAAAACUCGUACAGAAAAAGGUUUAAAAUUUGCGGGUAGCAUAAUAGUAGAGGCGGCGGCUGUAUUAGAGAACAUGAAAACAUGAAAACGAAACAAACACAUACAACAACAACAACAAAAGGAAGAAAAACAAACUGAAAUCGCGUGUGUAGAGAGGAAAGUGAAAGAGGAAAAUGGAAGAGCAGAAUUAAUACAAAACACACACACACCUGGGGGCGCAGGUUAAACGGGGUCGGUAGCAGGGGGAUACUUUCAUUGGUAGCUACAGUUGUAAAAUGCAGGUGUAGGGGGGGCGGUGGGCAGGAGGGGAGUUAGAUUUUAAAACAGCCACAACACAACACAGUAUCCAACUAUUAGGCACUGUAACACUCGCCCGGACACACACACACACACACACACACACAAACGCACACACGCACCACAGCUCGAUACACAUUCGAGAACACGCGAGCGAGUGUGUACGAGCAAUGUAAAUUAACAAACAAGUAAUUUGGACUGCAUUUUGUGGUGAAUUUAACGAAACACCCCGCGCGGGGCCUUCUCGCGAAGGACACUGGUGGAACUUGCCUGUGUAUGUAUGCCAACCCCCCCGAGUGCAUUUGUUGGUAUUGGUGUUGGUGUUGUGUUCUGUAUUUGUCCACAAGUGGACAACUAACACGCUUUCGUUGUGUUUCUUUCGUGCAAUGUGCAAAAUCUGUCUUUUAGAUACGAUUAUUGCGUGCGUGUUACAUUGCCUUUAGAUCAAACUGUGUGUGUGUUUUUUCUUAUAUUUCUCUCUCUCUGAAAUACCGGUUUUUUUUAUUAUGCAUUGUACAGUCAAAAUAAACGAAAGGGUCGAAUGGAUUAAUGCAGCAGCAGUGGCAAGAGCAGUGAGGUGUAUAGCAACAACUUUUAAAACACAUGACAAAUACAGCUGCAGCAGCAGCAGCAGCCGUAACAGCGCGUAGCUUGUAUAGGAAGAAAUAACGAUUGUUUCGAAGAUCGUCGACGAUCAGAUCAGAUCAGGACGAAUGUUGCGUUCCCAUUUUAGGUCUUCUUUGGUUUUAAUGCCCAUUUUUACCGCUAGCUGAAAAGUGCGGUACAACAAUAGAACCCCACAAAUGGGAGAAAGAAUAGAACACAAUUACUUUGUGCUUGCUAAGAGAGAGAGGGAGAGAGAGCGGGAGAAAGUAUUACGCUACAACAAUUACACAAACACACGUCGUGCGUAAAGUCUACACCGAAUGCAGGGUUUUUAGUUUGUACAGAAGUCAGCAGUAGCAGCAGUCAGCAGUAUCUUGACUCUUUAACAAUCGAGUUAGAUACCUGUAAAUGUAAAUGGAAAGGACGAGUAGAAGUGGUGUGUGUGUGUGCGUGUAGAGCAUGAUGUGAGCUCUUUCUUUAUUGAAAAAACACUCCCCGCUGCUGCUGAAAUUAUAUAGUGAAAAUAGAAGAAAAUGUAAGCAAAAUAUACUCUCACUUACAAAGCAAAAAAAAACAGACAGUGCGCAUGGUGUGUGUGUGUGUGUGUCUGUGUGCAUCUUGUUGUCUCCCAUGCGCGCCCCAAUUAUACGAGAGAGAGAGAGAGAGUGUGGGAAAGAAGGAACUCUUCCAAAGGCGCUCCUCCCUUUGCUAUGACAAACAAAAGAAGGGAUUUUGUGUAAAUAGUUAAGCUAACAAAUAAGCAGAAGAUAGCGUAAAUGUGACGUGUAUGUGUGUUGGGAUGUGUAGAAGGUCCGAGAACAGGAGCGAAUUGGGGCAGCAUAGAUUAAUCGAAAUGUGUUACAACGCAGCGCAGUGUAGUACUACAUAGUUGAUCCAGUUUUACAACAAAAUGCGGGGAAAGUGUAGGAAAACAACAACACAACAACACGAUUGUGUGUGCGUGCGUGCGUGUGUGUAUGUGUGCGUGUGCUCUGUAUUGCGCCCGAUGAGAUAUUGUAUAGUAAAGUAAUUAGUAAUUGUGUAUAACGCUUAAGAACGGGAUAGGUGCGUGCCGUGUGUAUGAUGUACAUAUAUGGAUAAUAAGCAGUAAAAGCAUUAUUUAGGUAUGAGCGUGUGUGUGCGCGCGUGCAAGAGGGAAAACCAGGAAUAAAAAGCAGGACAGCGCAUCGUUGAGCUUUUGAUGAUUAAAGGCACUGUAGUGCACUAGUAGUAGUAGUAGUAAAGGUAGGGUAGUGUACUCUAGCAAAGUAAUAGCAGGUAGUAGAGAGUGAGUAUAGAGUAGGCGAAAAGACACGCAACGCAACAUUCCCGUGCUGUGUGUAAGGAGGUGGGGACAGGGAUAACAGGCACACAACACACCCUGGCUCUCUCUUUCUCUCUCGCUCUCUGUUUCCGAUCGCUUGUGGUGGGCUUUCGGCGAUGAGAGGAGCGUUGGUGUGAGCAAAUCCUCCCUCCAAAACAGUGCGUUCUUGCGCGUUCGGCUGUCGUCUUGGAGCAGGAUGUGAUACUCCAAUAGAGAUCGUGUCUCGUGGGUGGUGGUGCUUAUGAUGAUCAGCCCCGGCUCCACUCCUGUUUAAGCCCGUUUGUAUGGAAAAGAAUCUCUGCAAUGUUUAACAUUAUUCGUUGGUCAUUCUGUGGCGUGCGGUUUGUGCUCUGUACAGAAGGCUGAGUAGCAACGAUCAUGCUUUUUUUUACCACACACACACACUCACUGUGAUUUUGUUAGAACCCCCCUUUUUAAAACCGGAAAUGAGGAGGAGAAGUUGUCCCCGUCGCUGUGGUGUGUAUGCACGUGCAUUGUGGUGUAUGUAUGUGUACACACACACACACACACAGACACUAUGGUUUACUUUCCUUUCAUUGCUAUUGUGCUUGGUCGGGGUCGGCGCUGUCUGUCUGUACUGUAAAUGUUCGCUUACGUUGCGUUAAUCACUCGUAAAGCAAAUGUGCUGUUUGUUGUUGUUGUGUGCUAGAUUUGUGAGGAUAAAAACAAUAUUUGCUUCAUAACGAGGAAAACCAAGAAACGCUAAAAGAAGUUGUGUGUUGAAGCAUCGAACUCUAGGGAAGUAACGGGCCGAGAAGCGAGAAGGAUUCAAGAAGCAGGACACACAUUCGAUAAACACACACACGCGCACGCGCACACGCACAGGAAGCUUUAUUAAAACUGCAAAAUGGGUGAUGUAGUAGAAGAAGAACCACGUGGUGGGUGGGGUGGGUUUGUCAUCAACAUGCGCUUGACGGAUAGUAUGGAGUGGUUUUUGCAGAUUUAUUUGGACAAUUCUCCUCCACCCCCUGCCUGCCUGUCUCUGUGCCCGUAUGCUCUAUGUCUUGUGUGUUGAGGGCGCAUGAUCGUAUCGGAUCGUCGUGUUUGUAUAUGUGAAAUAGUAAAGUGAGUGCUUGUGCUAAGAUGAUUAGUUUAAGAACGAUAAUUUAAUUACCCUUGUAGGUUAGUUAUAGCGGGAGGGGGGAAAUAUGAAACGAACGUGCAAGUGUUGUACGUACGAUUGGUAUUGGAGACACAAAAAACAGGAUGCAAAAAAAAACAAAAACAAAAGAAAACAAAGCUGUACACAAAUAAGUUGUAAUGAAAACACACACAAAAAAACCACGCGGAAAGAGUGUGGUGUGCACUAAAUGAAGUUAAAAUCGCUUUGUGUCUUUUAAAAAUGUAAUCCCUUUAGGCGCAUGCAUAGGAGAGCAGCACGCACACACACAGGGCGGAUGUGUGUGUGUGUGUGUGUGUGUGUGUUGGUGUGUUGUGCAUUGGAGUGAAUUUCGGAGCGUAUGUGAAUCUGUGGGCACACGCGGGGGAGCGUUUGAGAGAGAGAGAGAGAGAGACAGCGAGAGAGAAACAUAAGUUGCAAAUAUUUAUUACAAAAAGAAGGAUCAAAGCAGAGAUCCUACAACAACAACAACAAACAAACAAAAGCACAUACAGACAAGCGGUGUAUAACUAUUAUUAUUAUAUAGGUAAAGCAAAGUGUAGUAGAGAUAAAAGUAGGAAAACACAGUACGUGCACACACAACAAACAAACAAACAAACAAACAAAAACACGCGUACUCUUGUGGACUUGGGUGGGUUUAGUAGUAUUCUAGUGAAAAACAGAAGCAAACAAAAGUGGAGAAAAAACAUACAAUCGCACACACACACACACAUAGAGAGAAACACUAAAAAGGAAGAGGAGGGAGAGGGAAGUGGUAGUGUUAGUAGUACUUUCGCUUUGAUUGGUGAUGAUUGUAGAACCGACAACUAGGAAAGAAAGAGCAAACAAAAAAAAACAAUGGAGGAAAAUGUAGAAAAGUUCCCCUUUGCAAAUUGUAGGAACAAUAGAGAAAAUGUGUGACUGCGCGUGUGUGUCCGUGAAGCGCAAAAGAAUAGGGAAACAAAAAUCGAUAACAUAGAGCGUGGGCGACUCCACGUGCAAGAAGAAGGACGAUAAAUAGUAGGAAGGUGAGAUGAGUGAAAACAGACGAAUGAAUGGGACGAAAUGAAUGAACGAAUGCCACCAAAACUGGCAGGCGAGAAUGAAUGGAUGUGUGUGUCAGCAGCAGCAGCAGCAGCAAGCACACCCAGAUAUGGUUAAGGUGGGAAAAGGAGGGAGGGGGAAAAACAGCUGUAAUAAUUUUACGCCUAACAAGUCCUCUAAUAUGUGUAUAAUAGUAUACGCGCGGUGCACUAGAAGAAGAAGUAGCAACAGCAGCAGCAGAAGCAGCAGAAACAAAGCGGGAAAAUUGAUAAAGCGCCCCGGGAAUUGUGGAUGUUUGCCCCUUAUAUGUAUGUAGAAAACAAGCAAAAACACACACACACACACACAAUUGAUAACAACCGAAGAAGGGAAAUGCUUGUAGUAGAAGGGUGGGAGGGUUGGGUGCACUGUCAAGCGUAGUGUGUGGAGAAGAGCAAAGAGGAAAAUCUUUUCUCCAUCCGCAGGACACAAGUAUAUAACUAAUAAAAAAUACAGCAAAAAAAAAACAACAGCAGUAAACUGGCAGAUGCCCACAUACAUACACACACACACACACACACAUACACAGAUAUCCGUGAUUCCCGCGAAGAAGAAGAAGAACUGGCAAAAACAAGCGUGUUGAGUGCGACACUGGAUAAAGAAGGAAUUAUUAAAGAUGCACACACACACACACAUGCAUGCAUAUUAAUACACACACACACUAUACAUGCAGGGCGCAAUGCGUGAAGAAGAGAACUGUUGUGUGUGUGUGUGGGUCAGCGAA